Molecule: messenger RNA, 924 nt
Organism: Parnassius mnemosyne (clouded apollo)
Lineage: Eukaryota; Metazoa; Arthropoda; Insecta; Lepidoptera; Papilionidae
Source: the annotation of a GenBank genome assembly
AUGGUAGUUACACAAGAAGAAGAAAACGCAAUCGACGGCCUUAAGCCGAGAAUAUACACGGACGGCAGUAAGUUAGAAGACAAAGUAGGUGGCGCUGUCAGUGUGUGGAGAGAGGGUAAAGAAAUACUCAAAUCUACAUUUAGGUUAGAAAGUUACUGUAGUGUUUAUCAGGCUGAACUUACUGCGAUUCUUAAAGCACUUGACAUGAUGUGCAAGAUCAGUAAAUUAAAGAAAGCAAUAAUACUAAGUGACUCACGAUCAGCUUUAGAGUGCCUAACCGACAGCACGUCUCUCCAGCCUCUUGCAGUUGAAAUACGAGAACGUUUAAGAGAGUUGAAAAAUAAAGACGGUGAUGUUGAGUUCUACUGGGUCAAAACGCAUAUUGGUAUACCCGGCAACGAAAGAGCUGAUGAACUUGCAAAGAAGGCAGCACUGUUUAACAAACAAGCCGCAGUUUAUGAUAAGUGCCCUCUGUCCUUCGCGAAGCGACUCACCAGGGACUCUACCUGCAUGGGGUGGCAACAACGAUACAAUGAAGCUACAACAGGAGCAGUCACGAAGAUAUUCUUUCCGGACAUAAGACAAGCACACAGUACACUUAAAAACAUUAAACUAGAUAACGUUAAGACGCAAUUGUUAACGGGUCAUGGAGGUUUUAAGGCGUAUUUAUUCAAGUACAAAUUAACGCAGUCCCCAUCUUGUGCAUGCAGUAGUGAAAUAGACGAAACAAUUUUACACCUGUUAAUAGAUUGCCCGAGAUUCGCUAUGAAAAUAUUGGAAUGCGAGCAGAAGAUGGGAAUUGCAAUUAAUGAUACUACCCUAAAAUACGCUAUUAACAACGAUGACUGUCGGACCCAUUUCCUAAAAUAUGCAGAAAUAGUCGUUCGUACUGCAGGAAAAGCAAAUGGGUCCAAAAUAGUAUAG